Molecule: messenger RNA, 2707 nt
Organism: Dimorphilus gyrociliatus
Lineage: Eukaryota; Metazoa; Annelida; Polychaeta; Dinophilidae
Source: the annotation of a GenBank genome assembly
CAUGAGAAUUCAUUGGAGAUUUUACUGGUCUGUAUUCUCUUUCUUCGAUUGUGAAGUCGCUAAAACUACAGACAGCAGGCCCUUUGAUUCCUUAAAGGAAGAAAACGUUACUGCAUGCACCAGUGGAAGAAGUCAAAUAAUAGUUGGAGGUGAUCGAGGGAGUAUACACUUCAUUACAAGAUCAUUGGAAAUUUCAUCAGUAAAGGCCUACAAUCGUACUGUUUCUCACUUAUUCCAUUUGAAGAAAUAUAGCAUCCUUGUUUCUAUCGGGGAAGAUGAAGAGGAAGAUAGAGUGCCGAUUGUUAAAGUAUGGGAUUUAGAUAAGCUCGAUAAAGACCGUAAUAGGUUCGUUUGCAGAAGCUUUCCCUUACUAUUAGAUCAACAAGUCAAGAAGGUGACAUGUUUGGCUGUUCAUGACAGUCUAUCUUAUAUGGCUUUUGGUUUUGAAACUGGACAAAUUCUAUUAUACAGGGGAGAUGUAACUAGAGAACGACAUUCCAAACAACGUACGAUUUACGAAGAUGUUCAUGCUAUCACUGGUUUAGAGUUUUGUAAUACUCAAAACGAUGCAGUACUGUUUGUUACAACCGAAUAUCACGUGAUAUCUAUUGCAAUUGGAAUAAAAGAAAAAUGUGAUGUGCCAGUUAUUCUUGAUCAACAAGGAUGUGCUCCAAAAUGUAUGACUCUACAUUACACCGAAGGCAAUGCACCCAGAUUAGUCGUAGCUAGACCUGAGGCACUUUACUUCUACGAAACGAAAGAAAGAGGACCAUGUAUUGCCGUACAGGCUAACAAACAACUGAUUUAUUCAUUUAGAAAUUAUAUAGUUAUAGUUUCUGAGGCAGCGUCGUCCAAGGGCAGUGACAUGAGUACAAUAUCGAUUUACGAUAUAGAGAAUAAGUUAAUAGCGUUUACGUUCCCUCUACCAAAAGUUUCUGGUUUAGUGGCCGAAUGGGGUUCCCUAUACGCAUUUUGCGGUAUAGAUAACAAGAUAAACCAAAUUGAGGAGAAAGACACUCAAACAAAGCUAGAUAUACUAUUUAGAAAAACUCGUUACGAGCUGGCCAUACAGAUAGCAGAGAAUCAAAAUUAUGAUCACGAUGGAAUAGUUGAUAUAUAUAGGCAAUAUGGAGAUAACUUAUAUCGACAAGGAGACUAUGACAAUGCAAUGAAUCAAUACUUGAAAACUAUUGGUAGAUUGGAAGCUUCGUACGUAAUUCGAAAGUUCCUAGAUUCAUCAAGAAUACAUAAUCUCACUGCCUAUAUUGAGGAACUACACGCUAGAAAAUUAGCUAAUAAUGAUCAUACAACGCUAUUACUUAACUGUUAUACUCGUUUACCAGACCAUUCCGGUUUAGAUAAAUUCAUAGAAGAACACGAUGAUAAUUUUGAUGUGGAAACAGCUAUAAAAGUCUGUAGACAAGCUGGUUACUUUAAACACGCUUUAAAAAUUGCUCUUCGCCAUAAACGCCAUAACCUCUAUUUAAAAACUUUGUUAGAAGAUGUAAAAGAUUAUAAAAGUGCUUUAGAUUAUUUGGGAAGGCUGCAAUUUGACGACGCUUUAACAACAAUGAAAGAUUAUGGCAAAAUCCUCUUAAAAAAUGUUCCAGAGCAAACCACUACGCUUUUAAAAAGGCUAUGUACUGACUAUAAGCCAAUUGAUGAACCGCUGAUAAAAGAUGAGAGAGGUCUAGAAGUUACUGGUAUAGUAAAGGCCCUACCAGAUGAAUUUAUUCACAUAUUUGUGGACGAUGCCGGCCGCUUAAUUGAUUUCUUACAGCAUAUGAUAAAUGUGCAAGCGUGUUCUUCAUUAGUUUAUGGGACACUGUUAGAAUUGAGAUUGCAAGAAUACGUUCAUGAAAAUGAUCUAGGGGCGAAAAUUGAUAAGGAACGGAAGAUAUUGGAGCUAUUGCAUUGUGAAAAUUCGAAAUAUGAUAUACAUCAUGCUUUGGUUCUUUGCCAAAUGAACAAUUUUAAGGCCGGAAUACUCUUUCUUUACGAAAAGGCUGGAUUCUAUCAACAGGUGGUCAGACAUCAUAUGGAAAAUAAAGAAUAUUCUCAGAUUAUUGAUACUUGUAAAAAAUUUGGAAAGGAAGAUCCAGGUGUUUGGGUCCAGGCACUAGCUUUCUUAGCAAAAGGAGAAGAGGAUAGCUGUCGCAUGCAUAUGAAAGAAGUCUUAGCUCACAUCGAUAUUCAUAAUCUAUUGCCCCCAUUAUUGGUUAUCCAGACUUUAGCUCAUAAUUCUAAUGCUACACUGUCGGUCGUAAAAGAUUAUAUUGUGAAAAGAUUGCAAAAAGAAAAAGAGGAGAUUAACGAGGAUGAGAGACUAAUUAAACAAUACGGAGAAGAAACGGCAAAAAUGAGAGGCGAUAUUGAAAGUUUAUCAACUUCGGCUAGAAUAUUUCAAUCUGAGAAAUGUAGUGCAUGUAGUCAUCCAUUAGAUUUGCCAACCGUCCACUUCUUAUGCCAGCAUUCUUUUCAUGAGCACUGCUUUGAAAGUUACGCGGGUUCGAAUGAGGGAAACGAAUGUCCAGUUUGCUUAGCAGAUAAUCAAAAAUUUCUUCAAAUGUUGGCUGCUCAAGAAAGAGAUGGAAAAGACUUGUAUAAUAAAUUUAAGCAAGAGCUCGAAAGAGCUAAAGACGGUUUUACAGUCGUUGCAGAUUACUUUGGUAAAGGAGUAUUUAGUCAGAAUCCUAAUCCAAGUUGA